UCGAACGCCUUCUUCUGAGAAGCUCCGAAUGGGAAUGCUGAUACUGUAGGAAUGGCAGCGAGGGCCAGGUACUGCCAGAGCGCGAGCAUGAUAUUGGCUCGGAUGGUAGUCUUCUGCACAGACUGGGAUGAUAAGGCUGUAUGUAUAUAGAAGGACCAAUAAAGCCCAACUCAACAUCGUCUCUACGGGUUCUUAUACACACUGCGGAUGUGAGGGAACUUGCGCUUGGGGUCAUCACCACCGCACUUGACCCCGCAAAUAGAGCUGGAUUGCGGAGAAAUGGCAGCCAUGCGCCUGCAGCUAGACGGAGAAUAAUUUUCCACUUGUCAAUACUGGUGGCAGCGCAUCCAGCGGGCUCUGGGCUAAGCGGACUUGAAUCUCAUCCGCAAAGCUUAGCUACCUCCAGCUUCGAGAAGGCCGUCCGGCAUCGAGUCGAUGUUCGGGGUCCUGAUCAGGUCAGACGAACUCGCGAGUCUGCUUGCAAAUGCCAACGGAGGCCUUUUCCCCGGGCAAACUGGCCCAACUCCGUGAGCCAGCAGAGAAGACCUCGGAUGCACCAUGAGGUCAGCAGAGAGUUCUUCAGCUUUGGCGAGCUGAUGAUUGCUAACCGACGUCGGCAAAAAAAUGGCGACAUCCAGAUCUCGUCAGUUACCGUGGUUUUUAGAGGAAGCACUUGUCCCCCAGAUGUCCACCGGACCAAGAUUUGCCGAUCCGCGAGCGAGCGAGGCCAAGCCCGUCCGGGGUCGGAGAGAGGCUCAACUGCGGGGGUGUCUGUCUAAUGUCUAUCGGUCAUGAUUUGAGAUUGCGAGGAUUUUAGUUCGGUUUGCGCCCUAGGUCUGCUGUGCUCGUCUUAGAAGGUUUCGGGGAGGAUGUGGAGCAUCAUUUCCGAGACCCAGUGGAGUGCUGGCUCGAGAUUAUGGUCAGUUAUUGAAGCAGCAGGACCGAUGUUUGUUCCUCAAGCAGAGCACGACAACAAUUGUCCCGGCUGGCACAUUUUCAUUAGGAGAAGGAAAACGUGAUCGAAUGGGGAGAGGGUCAUGUCAUCGCGGUGGGCGAGAACAGAGGGAG
Aspergillus homomorphus CBS 101889 is the source of this 1068-nucleotide messenger RNA. RefSeq lists its product as uncharacterized. The record is from RefSeq and is a predicted model, not a curated record. Bases 141 to 779 code for a protein of 212 amino acids. NCBI's taxonomy places the organism in Eukaryota, Fungi, Ascomycota, Eurotiomycetes, Eurotiales, Aspergillaceae. The transcript has a single exon.